Molecule: messenger RNA, 5249 nt
Organism: Lemur catta (Ring-tailed lemur)
Lineage: Eukaryota; Metazoa; Chordata; Mammalia; Primates; Lemuridae
Gene: MAN2A2
Product: mannosidase alpha class 2A member 2
Exons: 24
Coding region: 303-3755 (1150 amino acids)
Biological process (GO): N-glycan processing; mannose metabolic process; protein deglycosylation
Cellular component (GO): Golgi membrane
Molecular function (GO): carbohydrate binding; alpha-mannosidase activity
Source: RefSeq, a predicted model, not a curated record
GACCUGCGCGCGGGCCGUCGCCCCCGGGCAUGCGAGACGGCAGCUCGGCCGGCGGGCCCGGAGCGGCGCUGAGGCCGGCCGCUCACGCUCUCCCCACUUUGGCCUGGACCCAAUCUCCAAGGGCUAAAAAUAUUGCCCGGAGGCUCCUGGGCCGAAUCAGAUCGCGCUAAGUAGGGCACAGCGCAGAGGCGACAAAGCUUCGGGGCCCCAGGGCCGGAGGAGCAGACUCCGGAGCGCGGUCCUGCCCUCGGGCGCAUCGGCUAGCGCUGGUCCCCUGCCGGCAGGUGUGUGUGGAGGCCAGUAUGAAGCUGAAAAAGCAAGUGACCGUAUGUGGGGCUGCCAUCUUCUGUGUGGCAGUCUUCUCACUCUACCUUAUGCUGGACCGAGUGCAGCAUGAUCCCACCCGACACCAGAAUGGUGGGAACUUCCCCCGGAGCCAAAUUUCUGUGCUGCAGAACCGCAUUGAGCAGCUGGAGCAGCUGUUGGAGGAGAACCAUGAGAUUAUCAGCCACAUCAAAGACUCUGUGCUGGAGCUGACAGCUAACGCAGAGGGCCCACCUGCCCUGCUGCCCUACUACAUGGUAAAUGGCUCCUGGGUCGUGCCACCAGAGCCCCGGCCUAGCUUCUUCUCCAUCUCCCCUCAGGACUGCCAGUUUGCUUUGGGGGGCCGCGGCCAGAAGCCAGAGCUGCAGAUGCUCACCGUGUCAGAGGAGUUGCCGUUUGACAAUGUGGAUGGCGGCGUGUGGAGGCAAGGCUUUGACAUCUCCUAUGGCCCACACGACUGGGAUGCCGAAGACCUGCAGGUGUUUGUGGUACCCCACUCUCACAAUGACCCAGGCUGGAUCAAGACCUUUGAUAAGUACUACACAGAGCAGACCCAGCACAUCCUCAACAGCAUGGUGUCCAAGCUGCAGGAGGACCCGCGGCGGCGCUUCCUCUGGGCAGAAGUCUCCUUCUUCGCCAAGUGGUGGGACAACAUCAAUGCCCAAAAGAGAGCAGCAGUCCGAAGGCUGGUGGGAAACGGGCAGCUGGAGAUUGCGACAGGAGGCUGGGUGAUGCCAGAUGAGGCCAACUCCCACUACUUUGCAUUGAUUGACCAGCUCAUCGAAGGACACCAGUGGUUGGAGAGAAAUCUUGGUGCAACCCCACGUUCUGGCUGGGCAGUGGACCCCUUUGGAUACAGCUCCACCAUGCCUUACCUGCUCCGUCGUGCCAACUUGACCAGCAUGCUGAUUCAGAGGGUGCACUAUGCCAUCAAGAAGCACUUUGCUGCCACCCACAGCCUGGAGUUCAUGUGGAGGCAGACAUGGGACCCGGACUCCAGCACAGACAUCUUCUGCCACAUGAUGCCCUUCUACAGCUAUGACGUCCCUCACACCUGUGGUCCAGAUCCCAAGAUCUGCUGCCAGUUUGAUUUCAAACGCCUGCCUGGUGGGCGCAUCAACUGCCCUUGGAAGGUGCCCCCCCGGGCCAUCACAGAGGCCAACGUGGCAGAGAGGGCAGCCCUGCUCCUGGACCAGUACCGGAAGAAGUCCCGGCUGUUCCGAAGCAAUGUCCUCCUGGUGCCGCUUGGCGAUGACUUCCGGUAUGACAAGCCCCAGGAGUGGGAUGCCCAGUUCUUCAACUACCAGCGGCUCUUUGACUUCUUCAACAGCAGGCCUGACCUCCACGUGCAGGCCCAGUUUGGCACCCUGUCUGACUAUUUUGACGCUCUGUACAAGAGGACGGGGGUGGAGCCAGGGGCCCGGCCUCCAGGGUUUCCUGUGCUGAACGGGGAUUUCUUCUCCUACGCGGACCGGGAGGAUCAUUACUGGACGGGCUACUACACUUCCCGGCCUUUCUACAAGAGCUUAGACCGAGUCCUGGAAGCCCACCUGCGGGGGGCAGAGGUUCUGUAUAGCCUGGCUGUGGCUCACGCCCGCCGCGCUGGACUGGCCGGGCAGUACCCGCUGUCUGACUUCACCCUCCUGACGGAAGCUCGGCGCACCCUGGGGCUCUUCCAGCACCAUGACGCCAUCACUGGCACCGCCAAGGAGGCCGUGGUGAUGGACUACGGGGUCAGGCUUCUGCGCUCACUUGUCAGCCUGAAGCAGGUCAUCAUUAAUGCAGCUCACUACCUGGUGCUGGGGGACAAGGAAGCCUACCACUUUGAUCCCGAGGCGCCCUUCCUCCAAACGGAUGACACCCGCUUAAGUCACGAUGCCCUGCCGGAGCGCACGGUGAUCCAGCUGGAUUCCUCACCCAGGUUUGUGGUGCUAUUCAACCCGCUGGAACAGGAGCGGCUCAGCGUGGUGUCCCUGCUGGUCAACUCACCCCGCGUGCGUGUCCUUUCGGAGGACGGUCAGCCUUUGGCUGUGCAGAUCAGUGCACACUGGAGCUCUGCCACCGAUGUGGUCCCCGAUGUCUACCAGGUGUCUGUGCCCAUCCGCCUGCCGGCCCUGGGCCUGGGUGUGCUGCAGCUGCACCUGGGCCUGGAUGGGCCCCGCACGCUGCCCUCGUCCGUGCGCAUCUAUCUGCACGGCCGGCGGCUGUCUGUCAGCAGGCACGAAGCAUUUCCUCUCCGCGUCAUUGACUCUGGCACCAGCGACUUCGCCCUCAGCAACCGAUACAUGCAGGUCUGGUUCUCAGGCCUUACUGGGCUCCUCAAGAGCAUCCGAAGGGUGGACGAGGAGCAGGAGCAGCGGGUGGACAUGGAGUUCCUCGUCUAUGGUACCCGCACAUCCAAAGACAAGAGUGGAGCCUACCUCUUCCUGCCUGAUGGCGAGGCCAAGCCCUACGUCCCCAAGGAGCCCCCCGUGCUGCGUGUCACUGAAGGCCCUUUCUUCUCGGAGGUCGUUGCGUACUACGAGCACGUUCACCAGGUGGUCCGGCUUUAUAACCUGCCAGGGGUGGAGGGGCUGUCUCUGGACAUGUCAUCCCUGGUGGACAUCCGGGACUAUGUCAACAAGGAGCUGGCCUUGCGCAUCUACACAGACAUCGACAGCCAGGGCACCUUCUUCACAGACCUCAAUGGCUUUCAGGUGCAGCCCCGGCGGUAUCUGAAGAAGCUGCCCCUGCAAGCCAACUUCUACCCCAUGCCAGCCAUGGCCUACAUCCAGGACACACGGAGGCGCCUCACGCUGCACACUGCCCAGGCCCUGGGCGUCUCCAGCCUCAGAGACGGCCAGCUGGAGGUGAUCUUGGACCGGCGACUGAUGCAGGAUGACAACCGGGGCCUUGGCCAAGGGCUCAAGGACAACAAGAGGACCUGCAACCGUUUCCGCCUGCUGCUGGAACGGCGAGCCGUGGGCAGCGAGGUCCAAGACGGCCGCUCCGUCAGCUACCCGUCCCUCCUCAGCCACCUGACCUCCGUGCACCUGAACACCCCGGCGCUGGCCCUGCCCGUAGCCAGGCAGCAGCCCCCAGGCCCCAGCCUGCGCUCCUUUCAUCCUCUGGCGUCCUCGCUGCCCUGUGACUUCCACCUGCUCAACCUGCGCUCGCUCCAGGCCGAGGAUGACACCUUGCCCUCGGCAGAGACCGCACUCAUCUUGCACCGCAAGGGUUUCGACUGCGGCCUCGAGGCCAAGAACUUGGGCUUCAACUGCACCACGAGCCAAGGCAAGGUGGCCCUGGGGAGCCUUUUCCAUGGCCUGGACGUGGCGUUCCUGCAGCCCACCUCCCUGACGUUACUGUACCCGCUGGCCUCGCCCUCCAACGGCACCGAUGUCUACGUGGGGCCCAUGGAGAUCGCCACCUUUCGCCUCCGCUUGGGCUAGGGCUUCUCAUGGCCUGACAAGAAAGUUCAUGCACAGAGACCGCCGCUCACCGUUACGAUGGGGUUGGACGAUCCGCACGGGGUAUCCUGUCCUGAUCUGCCUCCCAGAACUGUGACAGACUGGGCUGUGCCCUCAUCUUCUGUUCAUUGCUGCUUCUGUGUUUGGGGCAACCCACAAGCCCAGUGGCGGGUAAAUGGGGCAGUGAGGUCAGGGAGGGAAGGCCCUUGGUCAGAGCAGGCGGUGCCAGGCUCAGCUGCCGGUUGUAAGUGGCCGCCAGUGGGGCACAGGCUCAAGCACCCGUCCUUUUCCCAAAGGGGACGCAGGAGACGCCGAGGCUCACAAAGAGGUGAGGGAGGCUAAGCACGUAACCGCCCAGCACAGGGUCAGUGUGGUGAGAGCUGGCUCUAGGGGAAUCCUAUGUUAUGUGGAGACCACGUGUCUGGUGUGACCAGGACCAGAGUGACUCUGGGGAGAGAGGGAGGGGGACCCAGAGUUAGCAGUGGGUGGAGGAGUUGAAGAAUCCAUGCUUCUCCGAGUAGUCUGAAGGCCUUGCUGCUCUCUGUGAUGGCUCCACUGUAAGUGCCACCUGGCCUACGUGCCCUGGCUUGGGGCUGCAGGGUGGCAGGAAGGACUCACUAGACACCGUCAAGGCCAGAGGUCAUAGGACACUUCAGGUAUCAAAACCUCUAUGGCAAGCUGGGCAUGUGGCCUAUGUGUUGACUUGCAGGAGGGUGGCAGGGGCGUUGGGGUCCUUCGCCCUACCUGACCCCUCUCUGGCCCCUUACUCCAUACACCACCCUUCCCAAGAGCUCCUGCCCGUCACGGGGCUUGGUCCUAGUCCCUCCACCCAGAAAGAAAGUGAAUCGUCUGAGACCCACGUGCUCGGGCAGCUGGAGAAGGCUUUCAGCACCACGCCUGGCAGCCAGGCCCUUGGUCCGUCCCUCCACAGAAACCCUCGAUUCCUGGCCGGGGCGCAGGGAUGUGAGACUACGUCAGGAGGCAGCGUGGCUGCCCAUGGCCCUCACUGCAGCUUCGAAUAACAGAGAAACAUUCACGGUAGUCUCUACAGGCGCGGGAAAGACACUUGGUAAAACUUAAAAUCCAUCCCUUAUUAAAACUCUAAGUAAGUUAAGAUUAGAAAGAAACAUCCUAAUCUAGAUAAAGGUGUCUCUCAGAAAUGAAGGUAUUGGCAUUCUGAAGAGUCAGACACCACAGGCGUUCCCCUUAAAGCCAGAAAGCAGCCAAGGGCAGCUGUUACUUAGCAGCGUCCUGGCCCUACUAAGCCCUCGAUGAGGUAGAUGAGGGAGACCAGGAAGAAUUAGCAUUGUCGCCGUUUGUAGACAAUAAAACCACCUACCUUGAAACUCUAAGAGAAUCAAGUGAAGACCUAUUCAGAGUAUUCUGGAAGUUCACCCAGUGAUACUACACAUCACGUCUGUGUAAGGAUUUUGGUUCUCCCCAAAUUGGCCGAUAAAUUCAAUGUAAUUCCAGUGA